Molecule: messenger RNA, 6103 nt
Organism: Lymnaea stagnalis (great pond snail)
Lineage: Eukaryota; Metazoa; Mollusca; Gastropoda; Lymnaeidae
Source: the annotation of a GenBank genome assembly
GGUGUGACUAUUGAUGCUGGCAAACGCUACUCCCAAGUGGUUGAUCAAGGUUUUCAUGUGUCUAUGGCAGCUCUGGAAAUAAGCGCAAGUAAGUACAAACUUUGCAUGAUUUAGAUACAUACCUCACAUAUAAUUUACCAAAGUUUUAAAAGGAAUUAAUUCUGAAAUUAGGAGUGGUUCAAAAGAAAGGGUGGAUAAAAAUUAAAAUGUAAAAAAAAAAAAAGUAUUUUUUAGAGCAGAAUUUAAUCAGUCAAACGAACUAAGUUUUUUUUUAGUUAGGUAAAAACCACUUCUAGAUUUGCAUCUUACUUUUACAGUUUUAUCUCUGUGUAUAAAAUGUACACCUUCCACCCUCCAAUGUUUUAUUCUUGGUGAAAGCCGGGUUAAAGCAGCCUUUAAAAUACUAUUUUAAAAAUUCUUUCAAUUUGCUAAUUUCGUUGCAUAUUUUCCCUUUUUUUUAAUAGAGAAGCCUAGUGAAAAUGUGCAAGUGAUGCUGCAGCAUGAUUCUUCUGAAUAUCUGUUGUGCACUUUGCACAAUAGCUUAAUGCAACAGCCCCUAGACUUAAACUUUGCUACUGGAGAACAAGUUUCCUUUAGUCUGAAUGGUUCAGGUGCGAGCUUUCUAUUUUUUGUCCUUAGUUUAUUCUAAUUAUUCCCUGAUUGCAUUGAAGAAUCAAUUUUUUCAAAUGAUAUUUGCACAUUUUGUGCAGAAAUAGCUUAAAAACUUGAAAGUGAAUCCCGUCUUGCAUUAAAAUAAGGGGUGGGGUGGUUCAUUGAAAUAAACAUCAAGAGAUGGCUGUGGUUGGUUGGGUAAGUUGCAGCUAAUUUCUCACGGUUGAUUUUACGGUUGCUGUGUGAGUCUGUAGUUAUUGACAGCAGUCUGCAUCAUCAGUGCUCAGGAAAGAAGACGAUGAGAAACAACUUGACUCUGAUUUGUCAAUGUUGAACAUCUGACAGCAAGGGGAUAGUAGUUUAUUAAGAUACACAAUAAUGCAGAUAUUACAACUCUGGCAUAGCAGUUUCACUUGAAUAAAAUUUUAAAACAAUUAUAUAUCUGGAUAAAAUAUACAAUUGUAGUGAUAGCUGAUGCUGCCUGUUCACAAGUGGUUAAUCUAGAAUCUUUUCAUUUUGUUUUAUUGUGAAAAAUAAAUUGUAGUUUUAUAUUUUGAAAUCUUUAAAACAGGAUCCUGUAGAAAAAGACUUAAAUUUUUUAGGUUAGUUGUAUGACCUUUGAAUAAAUAAACAUAUUUCCUGAAAUAUUUAAAGAUUGAAAUACUUACUUGUUGUUUUCAGGAAUUGUCCAUUUGACUGGCUAUCUCAUUCCUGAUGAUGAGGAAGGACCUUUUGAGGAAUCAUUUUCAGAGUCUGAUGAUGAAGGUAUGAGCAUGUCCUAUGUUUCCAAAUUUGUUAACAUUUUUAUAAAUUUAUUAAUAUUAAAUGAUUUUAAUGGCCCUAUUACUAUAAUUUUACAUUAUAUUUUUUCAGAAGCCCCCUCUCUGGUAGAUACCUCUGCUGAUGAAAGCAUCCUAGGUUAGUGUUGUUAGUUUAAAUAAUAAGUCAUGUUAAAGUAAGAUAGCAAGACAAGUUUUCAAAACAUUGUUGGCCUAAAAGCCUACCCACAAAAUUUUAAUGUAUUUCAUAUUUUAGAGCAAUAUAUAUUUUCAUGUGUAUAUGGUGAAAAAAUUUGUUUUUUAAAUAUUGUGUUUAUGACAUUUAAUUUAGUUGGAAAGAGAAAAGCUGAUGCCUCCCAUCGCAAAUCCAAGAAGUUAAAACUUUCAGAUAGCUAUGUUGAUGAUGAGGAAGAUGAGAGUGAUGAAGAUGAUGAGGAUUACAAUGCAGAAGAGGAAGAGGUGUGUGUGAUAUUAGUUUUUAGCUUCAUGGUCAGUUUAACAAUAAGUUACAGUUGAACACACAAAGUUGUGAUGCUUUUGAUUUUGUUUGAUCUUACAACAAAUAUUUCUUGUAAAGCUCUCCUCUGCAUAGUUAGGUGGAGAUGGUCUGAGAAUGACUUUAAAGUUCGUUGUUUGUGCAAUUAAAUUUUGUUUCAUAAAAAAUGCAUGUUGGCUGUAGGUUGUAUCCUAAUGUUAUUUUAAUUUUCUUUUUUUUUAGUUUUCUGAUGAUUUUGAUGAUGGUAAGUCAUUUAUGCCUAUCUAUUCUAAACUUUAGGGAUUAAUUUUCAAGAAAUAAAUUCUGUUCAUUCAAAAUAGUCUAUGUAAUAAACAUAUUAAGUAUUACUAAUUUUCAAUGGGAAGAUAUUUGGCAGGUCGUAUUUUUAAAUUGCCCUCAUCUUACAUUAGUGACUUUACCAUUAUUGUUUCUAGUACUUCUAUAAUAGAUGUUUUAAAAACACAUAAAUCUGAUACAUACUUGUUUUAGUUGAAGAUGUUCAAUUUUGAAAGCUGUUUCUAACCUCAAAAUCCGUUACCAAUAAUUAUUGUGUGCUCAUAUCGAAUGCUCCUACUAACCCUUCAUUAUUUUUUAUGGCCACUGAAAAAUGUUUAACUCAUUUUUAAAAGCAAAGUAAGUUUGAUUUUUCAUUCUUUUUUAAUUGACUCCUUAACAGAUUCGUUUGAUGAAGAGGAAAGUGAAGAUGGUUAGUAGGCCUAUUUUCUCCAUAGCAUUUCAUGAGCAUGAUUAGCCGCAUUAUAAUAAGUUGCACUUAAACUGUUGUUUAUACCUCACUCUACUUUGAGAAAAUGGGACCUGAUCUGAAGUUUCCAGCCACCAGAAUUAUUUCCCCCCUUCCUUGUAUAAAGGGGGAAACAAUUUAUUUACUUGCUUCUUUGUUGUUAGCGAUAGCUAAAUUGAAUCGCCUUGUGCAUGACCUUGUUGUUCACAGAAUCAGAUUUGGAAGAAGAUGAUGAAGAGAGCCCAACAAAGAAGGUGAAAACAACAGCCCCCGAGAAACCUCAAAAAGCUGCAUCUGCACCAAACACACCGGCUGCCAAAAAGAUUAAAGUUAAACAGGAGUUGAAUACUUCAAAGCAGGACGGCAAGUCCCCCAAGACACCCAAUCAACAGAGUCCCGGGAAACAAAAUGGCAAGGCUAAACAAGAUUCACAAAAGAAAAAUCAGCAGGCAGCUGGAACUCCUUCUGAAAAGGCUCCUCAGACGGUAAGCAUUGGCAAAUUUAUGUUACAGACUUCCAAUGUUCGCUUGACAGUAUAACUUAUCUCAUGAAGCAAAUUAUUUCACAGAUUAAUCUGUACAACCUUAUAAAACAUUAAUUAGGACUAGAUAUUUGCAAAAAAUCUUAAUUCAAAUUGUUAUUGGUGAAAGAACAAUUGCGUAAAGCCUUUUCACAAUUUUAUACAUUAAUGUGUACAGCAAAAUGACUCCCAGUCAGUCAACAUUAUGGAGUCAUUGUAAAUACUUUGUCAAAAGCACGACUUCAAAAUCUUUAAAAACAAUUUUAUUACCCAUGGUGAUAUAAAUGGUUACCAUUUUUUGUUUUGUUUCUUGGAUAAAACUGCUGUAAAAGUACUUAGGAGAAAGUGUUUUCUUUUUCUGAUAUUGGGUUUAGAAUCGCGUAUAAAAAAAGAUUGCUUUUUUUAGUAUAGUUAACAAGAUAUGGAGACUUCUUACUGUUGAGAAAAUGAAGCAACUUUUUUACUCUACUCAGCCAUCAACACCAGCUGAUGGAGAAAGUGCCAAGAAGAAGAAGAAGAAAAAGAAGAAGAAGAACAAGGAAGGUGCAGAUAAGUCACAGGUGACUAGUUUUCAUGUUGAAUUUUAAAAUGUAUGUUGACAAAAAAUUGUUUCAUCAUUUUUUAACAACUGGCAGUCUGGUAGUUAAACUGGCGUGUUGCCACAAAUAGUAGCUCUAUAAUUCCCAUUUUGAGUGCAUAGAUAGAUCUAUAAAAAAAAUUGUUUAUUGUCAUUGAAAUGAACAACUUUAUGACAAUUAAUUCCCCCAACUUACAUAAUAAGUUCAUAAGUUCAUUUUUAAAUAAAGGCGCUAUAUCUGUAAAUCUUGAAAUCCAUAGACAUUAUCUUCUUUUCUUGAAACUAAUGAAACUCGAAGUUAUUCAUGCAACAUCUGAGCAAAAUUCAGAUCCCUUUAAUAGCCUCUAACAUAAUUUCACUACUAAAUUUGUAGGUUUUGAGCUUUAUCAUUAUUUAGGACCAUAAAUAAUUUAUUUUUAAUCAUUUGAUCAGAAUGUCAGUACUGCCAGCACACCUCCUACAACGCCAAAAGCUGAAACAACCACAAGCACUACGCCAAAGAAGAGGGUAGUAGCUGGUGGAACAAUUGUGGAAGAUAUUAAAGUUGGACAUGGACCUGAAGCUAAGCCUGGGAAAAUGGUGAGUUCUGUGGGAGAAAAACUGUUUCAUUAGUGCUUAAUGAUAUCACGUAUGUGCUUUUACAAAUCUGUUUAUAUAAAAUCUGUUCAUAUUUUUGUUUUGUUUGAGGGGAUUUUUCAGUACUAUUUUCUUUUUGUAAACAGGCUUCAGUCUAUUAUGUUGGAGUUUUAGCCAAGAGCAACAAACGCUUCGACUCCUGCACAGAAGGGAAACCAUUCCGUUUCAAGCUGAAUCAAGGGGAAGUUAUUAAGGGCUGGGAUGUUGGUGUUACUGGUAAGUGCACUGUCUGCUUAUAUUUGUGAGUUAAUAUACUUUAUUUUUAAUUUUUGUUGCUUUUAAUCUCCAUGGAAUUUAAGAUAAUAGUUCAUGUUCAUAAUUUACAUCAAAGAAAACCAUUGGUCCUUUCAUUAGAUAUGAACGAACUUAGUGUAAUUUUUUAUUUUUUUAUUGUUGGGACAUGUUUCCAUGGUCCCAUAUGAUAAGUAAUUGGAGUUUUUUUCUGGUUGAACAAGGAAUGAAAGUUGGAGGCAAAAGAAAGAUUACAGUACCUGCUAGUCAAGCGUAAGCUACUUGUUUUUGUUCUAUCUCUUGCUAUUUUUAUAUCUAAUACUAAUAUAUAAAAUUAGGUCUUAGUAAAUAUAGAGAUAUUUUUGUAAAUUUGUGUUUUUACUUUCAAUAGUCUUUACAUAUUUUACUUGGUUGAAUUUAUGGUUUUUAAUUAUUACGGUACAAUUAUUCAUAACAAUGUACAUGAAUAUAACAAUUAUUCUUACCACCUUCCUUACAGAUAUGGAAAUGUAAAGCAAGGACCAAUUCCACCCAAUUCAACCCUUGUUUUUGAAGUUGAGCUGAAGGCAGUUAGUUGAAUGUAGCCAUAUAACUUCAUUUGUAAAUUAUUUUACUUUGAUUUUGAUGUAAAGUUGACCACUUUUGUGUUCUUUUUACUGCCACAGUUUAGUGUAACUAAAAUCAUGCUUUGUAUUAAAAUUACAUUUUGUGGAAAUAUUUUGACAUGAUUGCAAUUUUUAUCACGGAAAUUUAGUGUAACCAAAGUCAUUUUUGUUUUAAUAAAGAUCUGUUGAGAUAUUUUUGAUACGAUUGCACUUUGUGAUCUCGUUUUAAAUAAUUAUAAUACAAAAGUUUUGUGUGACUAAAAUCAUAUAUUGUUUUAAUAAAGUUGUGAAGAUAUUUUGACAUUGAUUGCAAGGGGCUGUCUGUUGUAAUAUCAUUCCUUGGUACAUAUUUCAAGUGAGAUUGAUUUGACUGAACAUUUUUUUGUUUGAUUUUGAAAUACACUGCAACCAAAAGGCCCUGUUCCCUUUCAUUAUCUGGUUCUUAUCACUAGCAUUUGAUACUAUGGGCAUAAUGUAAUAAAAUUAAUAAAGUAGACUUGUGUUGUAAUUUCAUCUAGAUUGUUGUGCAUUGUCCUCUGUUAUGUGUAGAGGUGAACAACUUUUGUUGUGUAGUCCUCUUGUUAUUGUUAGGUGUAGAGGUGAAAACUUUCAUUGUGUAGUCCUCGUUGGUUUAGGUGUAGAGGUCAACACCAAUUGAGACUUAGGACCCAGGUCAGUUGACCCAAAGUAUACAACACAUACACAAGCCAAUAUUACAUUGAUGAUUGAGCUAACACUCUAACUAAUCAAUCUUUGGGUAGGUACUAGUACUAUGUUGUCAAAUCCAUUGGCCCUUGUUGCUUUGCGUAGAGCAGGAACCCUUAUUACUACUGUACCCUAUCACUAGAAAUGUACUCUGUCAAAACUGUCUUCUUUAAAAAACAAUUGUGCUUGAUCAUCCUGAC